UAUUUUGUAUUGUUACUAAUCCGCGAUGUGUGUAUUUUAAAACCUUCACUACGACUUAAUACAAUGACAAUACAUUGAUAUAAAUACAUAUAAAUUCUGAAAUUCCAUAAUUGUGAUUGCAAAUUGUACCUUUAAAAUAAGGAACAAUAGGCGGAAGUUGAGUUGGGUUGUUUAUUGAUCGUCGUUUCUCUUAUUAUACGCGUCCACUAGUGUCAUAAUAGUCGUAAAUAAACGAUAACAAUGUUCAUUACGGCAUAACGAAUGUUAAAUAUUUAACUUGAAAACAACAGAUUUAAGUUGAUACCGUAUAGCCGGUAGCACAUUCGAGGUAUGAGGAUUCGCAGUGUUGCCUAAGAACAAGUGUGAAUGUUUGGAUACAUGAAUUGCAAAUAUAACUACAAAGAUUACCAUCUUUUCAGCGGAAAAGAAUUCAUAUGUACGUGUAAUUGAAUUCGAUCAAAACAUUCGGAAACGAUUGAUUUAAAUUUGAAAGGUCGGACGCGUUAACCGCAGAUAAACAUCUUUUAAGCAUAGGUUAAACUGGUUUCGCUUGCAACGAACAUUCACAAUGACGAUGCAGCGAGAAAAUAUACAGUUAUAUGAAGGAAUCUAUAUUACUUAACUGAACUAUCCCAAAGUAAAUACCAGUGCUGUAAAAUGAAUAUCUUACUUUGAUAUUAUCGCACCACAUAUGUUUAACUUCAUAUAUUAAAAAGUGUGUGUUAGGCCGUCUAAAUUCAGUAUCAACAUUGCACAACUGCAAUGACAAUUUUAAAUAUUGACAGUUAAUUUAAAAGUUGCCUAAGCAUUUAGAUGGAAACAUUUGUGAAAACAUGGUGCUGUCGAUUUGUCCUUAACACACGUGUGUAAAAAUAUAUACAUAUAUAAUAUAGUAAUGGAACAUCAUGUACACAUUAACUUUAAGCCAAAAUCGCCUUUUUGUCAUCAUUACAAACAUUUACGAAUUCAUAUGAACAAAUGUAAUAUAAAGUGUGCUCAGAUGUCAUCUAUUUUCGAACAAUGUAUCUCUGAAAACAUAUGCUUUCCACUUUGUAUCGCAAAACGUACGAAUUCUGCGAAAUAAAUCGUUGUCUGGUAAACUUAAAACAAGUAAGCACACUUAUUAUAAAUGUCCACGUAUCAAACGAUUGUUCAUGAUAUAUUUUUCCCUACUUCAACCUUGAUAUGAAGUGCACUGAUACAAACUAGUUGAAUGCAUUUUAGAUAAUUCAAAACCAAGGAUUUACGUGCGCCUCGUACGUGAAAGUUGAAGUGUUAUCGAUGUGCUAUCGUUCAGAUAAGAUUCAAAAAGUUACCGCAUCUAGUACACGAUGAAUGAGUCAGCAAGAUUACUUUUUAAUAAUUCGAAGGUAGCUGAUAGACGUCACAUCGAUAUUAAAAACGAGUAGAGAUUGGAAUAUAUGUUUUGGGAGUUUUUUUCUUUUGAGUUAAUGGAAGAAUUUAUUACAAAAUCAAGAAGAAAUUUUAUUAGCUCUUGUGCUAGACAGAAAUAAGCAGGGCAAAACUCAUGUUUGCCAUUACUCCAAACACGACGCCUUCGAAAGAAGAGACGUUGGAUAUAAGUGAUCAUACAGAAAGCGGUAACGUAACAAGCGCUCCAAUUUUUACGAGUGACAUUCUGGAAGAAAAAGUCUCCGAAUGGUUGUGGAAAACAAUACCCAUUCCAUUACUUUGUGUUGGACUAGCAGGAAACAUCCUUACAAUCAAAGUUUUGUUACGAAUGGGAAUACGAAGACAGCCAACUUUGACGUUUUUAUUAUUUCUCGCAGUGACUGACAUGGUCGCACUUUUGACAGUGCUGCCAAGAUAUUGGAUUCAUUUCACGUUCAAUUUUGAUCUCAAACAUGUAAGCAACGCAAAUUGUAAGUUAUAUUAUUUUUUCGUUUAUGUAUCCUUUCAUUUUUCGUCUUGGAUUUUAGUUGGCGUCUCCAUAGAGCGUGCUGUCAAAACAUAUUUUCCACUACGAUACAAAAACAUAUACACAACAAAGCGGGUGUUUAUAGGUCUGUUCGUGACGUUGUUUCUCCUUUGUGGUAUCAACAUGCAUUUCUUUUUUACAAACGGUAUUAAUGAGUAUACAGAAGGUGAAUGUGGAUCAUUAUCUCCAGAAUAUUUCCAUUUUGACGAAUUCGUUUUUGUGUAUAUUGACUUGUGCGUUUCGAGUAUCGUUCCCUUUCUGAUUAUGUUCGUGUGUAAUAUUUUGCUUAUACGAGUUCUCCGAAACGCACAAAGACAGCGACCCAGUUUGAUGCAUGAAAUGUUUGUACAACGCGCCAAUCGGUUCAGUGUGAAGAUGACAAAAAUGCUUGUUGUUGGUACGGCCUACUUCAUUACAGCUACGUUACCUCUGUGUAUCUACUUUAUUGUCGACUCGUACCUGCUUCCAGGAUAUGAAGAAUCUAAAAACGCUUCAGCAAUCGCUAGAAUGGACCUAAUUUGGACGGUCUGCUACUUGGUCGCAUUGUCAAACUGCUGCGUAAACUUCUACCUGUACACAGCUAUUAACGACAGAUUCUACAAGGAAUUCAUGUCAAUGCUGCGGUGUAAGCCAAGGUUACGUCGAGCUAGCGUUUACACCACAAGAAUGUCAAACAGCACACGCCAUAGAUCGGAGACAAGUCAGGGAAUAGAGCUUUCUCUAUCUGAGGAAGGAACCAUAGAUGCGGCCGAUCGCAAUACGGGGCCGCUGUAAGUUUAUCAGUGAAGAAUACGCGCUAGCAUGCCGAUGGCAACAAGGCCGGGCGCAAUUAGGAUUUUUCAUAAGUUUUUCGGUGGAGAAUACCCGCGACGAAGCCGAUCGUAACAAAGAACAAUCAUACCAUACUUCUAUCGUUAUAAAUAUAUAAUGUACGUCUGUGUUUUCCAAUGACAUGCCUGUACAUUAAAAAAGAAUUUCAAGUAUAUAAUAAAACACCAAAAGUAGACAUCGGAUUUGAUUGAAGAUUUACAUGCCUGUGGAAAUGUGUAUUUUGUCCUUUGUUAGCUUUUGCAACUUUCAUGUGAUUUUAUAAUAGUUUGUCCUGCGUAUGCUGUCGUUUUGAAAAAUAAAUCUAUAUAUGGACGCACAAGAGUUUUAAAUAUGUGUGGUUAUGAUAUGUACAAACGUAUGAUAUGUACCUUACAUGUGUAUUAUUUAUUGUUGUCAAUAAUAAUUGGUUUUUGUUUAAACUAUGGUGAUUGGAUUUAAGGCAACGAAUGUGUGCAUAAUAUAAAUAAACCUUAACCUCUUAA
Molecule: messenger RNA, 3252 nt
Organism: Dreissena polymorpha
Lineage: Eukaryota; Metazoa; Mollusca; Bivalvia; Myida; Dreissenidae
Product: probable G-protein coupled receptor 139
Exons: 2
Coding region: 1529-2713 (394 amino acids)
Biological process (GO): G protein-coupled receptor signaling pathway
Cellular component (GO): plasma membrane
Molecular function (GO): G protein-coupled receptor activity
Source: RefSeq, a predicted model, not a curated record